AUGGCAAAUAAAAAGAUGGAAAUAUUCUCCCCUCUGGAAGCUGUGCAAAUCUGUGCUGUGCUGGAGGACUGUCUUGAUCAGCUUGCUAUUCUUGGAUAUAUUAUGCCAGUUUCCUAUGAGGGCAGGACAGACAUCAGCAAUAUUGAUGCCCAAGAAAUUAGUGAAAUCGUCAAGAGCCAGAAGGAGUUGGGGGUUAAGUUUGAACAUCUCAUGUCAGCAAGGUCAGAGAACAGGCCAACAGUUCCCUCCGAAUCACUGAAGUUCACAGAACUGGGGCAGCAGCUGCAAGAGACAAGUGGAGAUCUAAAAAGGGCCAAUCAUCUUUUUAGUAGGGCUGCAAAACAGAGUGCUGUGUCCUCCGAUAACCUCAGAAAAGUUCAAGCUGAUAGGCAGUAUGCGAGCGAUGUGAUUGCAGAAACUCUGCAGGAAAUGCAGACUUCAGGAACGUUUCAGAGUCUGCUGCAAGCUGUGCAGAGAGAGGAGGAGAGGAAGACUAACUUCUACACCACCAUCAUCAGGGAGGAGGAAGGAAGGAAGGAGAUAAAGUCCCUCCAGAAAUGGCUGCAAGAUGUCAAGAAAGAAAAGGAAUUAGAACUUCAGAACCGGAACGAGAUGAUUGCAUACCUCAAAGACCAGCUUCAAGAGAUGAAGGCCAAGACAGACAUGGAGAGCCGCUAUGUGAAGAAAGACACAGAGCUCCAGGUCUACCAGACCCAGAAAAAGUGCAGCCACGCAGAGAGUGACCUGUUCAAUGAAAUUGAGACGCUGAGGAUCAAAAAUGAUGAGGAGAUUAGAGUCCACGUGGAGAUUGAAAAUUUCCUCAGGCAACAACAGAUGUGUCACAGUAUGUCUCCCACACAGAAGUUGGAAGAGAAGCUAGAAUACUGGAUGGAGAAGUAUGAAAAGGACACGGAAGCUAAACAGCAAGAACUGAACACUCUAAAAGCAUCCAAGGCAAAUGAUUUAGCAGCACUGCAGGAACUAGCCAAGCAGUGCCAGUUAUUUGAACAAGUCAUCGUCGAGGAUCGGGUGGAAAAGGAGGCAGCAAGAAGGAAGGUAGAGCAGGAUGCGUUGGAAUUAAAGAGCGUCAAGAAGCUACAGGCCUGGUGGAGAGGCACAAUGGUUCGCCAUAACAUCGGCCCCUAUAAGGCCCUCAAGAAGUCUAAAGAGGACGAGCCAAAGGGCAAAGACAAAGGGAAAAAGGGAAAAGCUGGAGCUAAGAAAAAGAAGUGA
Messenger RNA from Terrapene triunguis (Three-toed box turtle), 1233 nucleotides. RefSeq names its product IQ motif containing G (gene IQCG). The record is from RefSeq and is a predicted model, not a curated record. Gene Ontology annotation, biological process: cilium organization; sperm axoneme assembly. The coding region runs from base 1 to 1233 and encodes 410 amino acids. Gene Ontology annotation, molecular function: protein binding. Gene Ontology annotation, cellular component: sperm flagellum; cytoplasm. NCBI's taxonomy places the organism in Eukaryota, Metazoa, Chordata, Testudines, Emydidae. The transcript has 9 exons.